GACUUGUGGAAUGGAUACCUAGGUACAUACUCGUAUAUUCCUAUGGUUGAAGGAGCUUUGGACGUUAUAUAGCGUUGCAAUGUUUUGCUCCAGAAAUCUUCGUCUUUUUCAAUAUUCCGAUGCUUAAAUUUGUCUCUGCAAGUUUUGCGGUGUGUGUGGUGGCGGAGAGUCUUGCUCCUCUCUGUGGCGGGUGUAGUGUGUGGCGCGGAACUUCAACUUCAAGACUUUACAAGCAUACGUUGUUUUUUCAGUUUCAGUUUUUGUUUUUGUAUAUUUUAUUCUCACUGUGGAGCCAUAGAUACACAAUUCUCUUCUAAGAGAUAAUGAGUUGGAAGUCUUGAAUAAAAGUCAAUUAAAAUGAUUGAAAAGUGCACAUGCAACCGUAGAGAGAAAAUAGACUUUUCAAUCAAACAGAGGAUGAAUGAUUGUUCCCUAGUCCAAAGACAUCAAGACACUCCGACACCGGAAAAUCCUAUAUCCCAUAGUUGUCCGCAACUGUCGUCGUCGUCGUCGCCGUCGCAAAUUUAUUCGAAUAUUCUUGGAAAUAACAACAACAACAACAUAAACACUAACAACAACUGGAAUUGCAAUUGCAACAAUCGGCCCGAUCACCAGGACCAGCAUCAGCAUCAGUACCAGCAACAGAACCAGCACCAGCACCAAAACUACCUUCAUCAUUAUCAUCAUCAUCAUCAUCAAGAGAACAUUGGACGACAAUGCAUGUGCGCCAGUGGGAGCGAUAGUCUUCGACAUUUCAACAAAAACUGUAGCAUCCAGCCACCUCACCAUUGGCCAUCGAGCACAGUGUGACAAAACCAGUGCU
Molecule: messenger RNA, 823 nt
Organism: Eupeodes corollae
Lineage: Eukaryota; Metazoa; Arthropoda; Insecta; Diptera; Syrphidae
Product: LIM domain-containing protein A-like
Exons: 2
Coding region: 358-810 (150 amino acids)
Source: RefSeq, a predicted model, not a curated record